AUGAAUUCGGGCCAAGUCAGGUCAGGUCAGUGGAGGCGCCGCGGCCCUCAUCGAACUGAAUGUAAAUUCCAAAGAGGGUUUCCUGUAAGAAUACUGUUAAUUUCAAAUUUAUCAGACGACUUGACUUUAAAUUUCAAUUUGAUGAUGAAAGGGUCAGACUGCGAAAAAACCUGCGAUCAGCUUGUAGAUAGGCUCAACAAGUAUGGAUUUUGCCUGGAGAAAUCCAUGAAAUAUACUAUCCAAGAAGAAAUAGGGAAACAUUUCCUGGAUCAUGUUGUACAACUUGUAAAGGAAGGGAGAUCAUUUGUGUUUGUGCUGGACAAUGUUGAUUGGGAUGUCAAGGUGCAUGACAUGAGGUCUGACAAGCAAAACAGAAGUGUCCAUGCUGUGGCCACCAGCCUGGUAUUUGAUCGUGUAUCCUCUAGCCACUUACCAGACACUGGCCCAAAAGAGAUUUUGGCAAAUUGCAACCUCAAGGAUAUCUUAAGUCUCACUGAUGAGGAAAAACAAUUUGAGUUCUUUCCGGCAUUCGAUUUUCUUAAGGAUGCUGUCCCUGAUCAUACACCUUGUGAGUAUCAUGAGGAGAUGAGUACCAAAUCAGUUAUGGUACCACUUCCGGUCCUACUCAAAGAUGAAAAGAAGUAUGCCAAGGUUGUUGAUGUGCUUGACCAGCUUGAGUUCUGGACACAUGAGAUCUACAGUAAGGCUGGCCUAUGCACUCCCACAGACCCAGACCAUGUCCCACCUUGUCCUGCCAUUGGAGCUCCUGCUAGACCGGAUCAACCAGCUUCGCAUGUACCACCAGCUCCCCAGAUUGAAGAUCCUCUGGCAAAUGUUAAAAUACCUUGUUAUGGUGACCAGCUAACAAGAGUAAGAUUUGCAGGUGCUAAAGAUUUGCAAGCUGGAUGCCACACACCACAAGACAGAUUGGAUCACCUGUAUCCAUUUAGAAUAGUAGACUGGCAUACUAAGAGAAGCUUCCUUAAGGUAAAACACCAUAUUAAUGUUCCUUUUUAUGAAAGGGAGACCUUGUUUGCAUGCCUUUGUGACAGUUGUAUUUUCAUGUUAAUAGAUAUUUUAUUGCCAGACAUUUAUUUCAUUAUGCUGGAUGAGUGCAUUCAUUGCUGUUAUGGUCUGGAAUCAUUCAUCCUUCUUAUUUUUAAGAAGCUGUACAAGAAUUCUGGCUGUGAAAAAGGGACAUUGAGAUUCUUUCGAGAAAAGCUGCAACGAAGAAAUGUAACUAUUGAUGUCAAACACUUUGAAGACUGCGAGCAGUUGUUUCUAAGCAUUGGACGGUGUUACACAAUUGAAGCAUUACUUGAUUUCUUCAAUAUGGAAACCAUGGAUGCUCAUCCUACCAGGAACAGACCCCCAUAUCAUGUUUUGGAUGUUGGCAACAACAAGAAGAACUAUUACCAUUCUGUUGUGGAUAAAUUCAUUGAUGAAUUCCUCAUACCAGCUCCUAACAUUGAUGAAGAAGGUAGCUCUGAUAAUGAUGAUUUUGUCAGAAACUACUCCAUGUGUCUACUGCAAUACUUCUUUGUUUAUGCUGAUCUUAAGGAUGCAGUAAAGGAAGGAAAUGGCAAGAGACUUGGAACUCUGCAUAAACAGUUGCUCCCCCUUUUCAAGUCAUUACCUGGAUUCAAUGCAUAUGCAAUUGAGAUGUUCAUAAACAUUUUGCAGAAUGAAGUAUUACUUUCAGAGGCAGAAUCACAUCAGUGUAUUUGGGCUGCCACUGCAAACUGGAAAGGUGGGCCUGGAAAAAACAUUGAAAUUGACAUUCUGCAGGAGAACAGGAACAAAGACAUCAAGAAAGAGAUACGGGGAAUGGGUGCCAACAAAACUGACAAAGCCAUUGACCGUGCCAGCAGAGCUGCUGGGGGACAACAGAAAAUAGUGGAAAAUUUUGACCAGCGAGUUGGCAGAGGUGUCCAACAUUCUUCACAUGGUCACAAAUCCUCUUCAACAGAUGAAGGCAAAGUAAGCAGAGAUCUACGUGAUCUUAAACCAUUCACCACUGUGCCCAACAGGAAGCAUGAUUCAUUUCCAGACAUAAUGGCUGAUCCUUUGUCUACUCUGAACGAAGAAGAUUACAACCAAUGGGGGGCCCGCCAUAAAAAGAAUCUUCUGCUUGAUGCUCCAGUUGGACAGGAGGAUGAGGAGGAUGAGCGGUGAAGUUUAAUGGCUAAACAGUUGUCAACAAUCAAUAGUUGUCAUCAAUCAUGGACAUGACAAUGGACUUGACAUUGCUUAUAUGUAAAAUAAGACCCACAGACAAAGGAUUUCUUAUUAGCAAAUUCCUGCCCUUGUGUAACCUUUGUAAAUAAUAAUAGUAUUGUAGUAUAGCAAAAGUUUGAUUAAAACCCCAGUGGAAGGCUGACAGUGAUUUGAGCUUAGUUUAUAUGAUGGCCUUUGGAAAGAAAUUCAUCUGGCGAGUUAGCCUUUGUUUAGUUGAAAAGAAAAGAGGGGAGGUACGAUUCUAGAAUGAUUGACAGAUCUUUUUACUAAGGUAAUCAUGGAAAGCAUAACAGGGGGAAGGUAGUCAAGUAGUCAACAUUACAAUCAAUCAUUUCAAAAGUCUGCUAUUUACAUCUUGUUUGUUGGACAGGCAUAUCUCAAAUUACUCAGGGCAAGUUGCUUUUUUUCAGUUGAGAAAUGGCUUGCCUGUACCCCAGGAGUACAAAAAGAUGUAAGUUUAGUUGCUUCAAAGGGACUUUUUAAAUAUGAAAUUUGUCCACUUUUUGAAUUACCUCACUUGGCAUUAUAAAUAAAACAACAAAUUGAAGCAGCAUUUUUUCCUCAAUAAAUUAUUUAGUUUCAGUGAUACACAUUAAAGGUAUCCUUAAGUAUAUACAUGUACAUGUUAACAAUCUCCAUGCAAAAAUGUCUAAACUUAUCCAACAGAACCUUAACAAAUUCCCACUAUCCCCAUUCCCCUACAAUACAAUGUUUGUUUAUUUCUCACUUUGCUCAAGUGGCUGGUCAUGAGUCAAUGAUUCAAAGUGCUUUUACACAGAAGUUAUUAUUCAUUCCAAUUUGGUUUCCUUGCAUUUAGUUCCACUCAGGUUUGUUUACAGUAGAUUAUAGUAAGUGUGGCACUAUUUUCAAAUUGAAUGUAAUAAGUGUAAUUUUAACUUUGACUCAUUCACUCACAGACUCAUAAAGACUGUACUCAUAAUACACUAUUCCCAUUGUAUCCUACUCAAUACCCAAAUUUCCAUAAGACAUAAGAUACAAUAAUUUUCAAGAUAAACCCUCUACCGGAUGUAUUUCACUGCAUAUCUUUGAGGCAAUCUAGACAAUCACAGUUAGAUUUACAGUAGGUACAACAAAAGUGACCUGCAAGUUUUUUUUCUGGUCCACUAGCAUCAAGACAAUUCAAAAGGAAUUUUCUUAGGCAGGCAUUCUCUAGGUGACAGAAAGACCUCAUGUCCUCACUCAUUCCUUCUCGACUUUUAGCAAUAUC
Molecule: messenger RNA, 3466 nt
Organism: Orbicella faveolata
Lineage: Eukaryota; Metazoa; Cnidaria; Anthozoa; Scleractinia; Merulinidae
Source: RefSeq, a predicted model, not a curated record